Molecule: messenger RNA, 2892 nt
Organism: Verruconis gallopava
Lineage: Eukaryota; Fungi; Ascomycota; Dothideomycetes; Venturiales; Sympoventuriaceae
Exons: 2
Coding region: 1-2892 (963 amino acids)
Biological process (GO): peptidyl-threonine phosphorylation
Cellular component (GO): cytoplasm
Molecular function (GO): protein serine/threonine kinase activity; ATP binding
Source: RefSeq, a predicted model, not a curated record
AUGACCGUUUCUCCCCCUCCAUACGAUGAUGUUGUAGAUGAGUCACAUGGUGGUUCUCCUCAGGUCUCAGGACCGCCCAUUAUUCGAAUACCAUCUACGUCAUCCACUUCGUCUACUCUCCCGGUUUAUACACAGUCGGCAUAUUCUGAUGUCAGAGAUACUGAGUCCACAAAGAAAUCUAGGAACAGAAGCUCAAUCGCCAGUACUGAAGCUCUCAGGCGUCUCCGCAAUGCCCAAGAAGAAGUCAGAAGACUACGAGAACUUAACCGGCGGCUUAAGGCUGAGGGGUCCGCUGCAUCGAGUUUGAGUAUCAGUCGUAUCGAGCAACUCCAGUUUGAUGCUCGAGCAAGUAGUGCCAAUGUGCCGAAACGUGCCAACUCAGGGCUUUUCAAGUCAGUCUGUGCGACGGAUUUACUAUUCCUCAUCGACACCACGUCCUCCAUGGCCGAACAUAUCGAUGCAGCAAAAACGCAAGUCAAAGAUAUAGUCAGAGACAUCAAAGCUGCCUUCUUGGAAGAAGCGGAAGUUCGAAUAUCUGUUGUCGGCUAUAAAGAUCAUAUGAAUAAUCCAAACAUUGAGUUUCUCGAUUUUACCACCGAAGUCGAUCGAGUUCAUUCUUUCAUCAAUGGACUUCGUGCUACUGGUGGGGAUGAUGCACCUGAGGAUAUGCUUGGUGGCAUUAACGGGGCUUUGAACGCGACUUGGAAAAAUGCGACACGCUGCAUUAUACACAUCGCUGAUGCUCCGCCCCACGGUAGAGAUUCUCACGAUAUGGGCGAUUCGUCAGAUAAGUUUGCCGAACCAGGCAGUGAACCUCACGGUCUGACAUAUGCGCCCUUGAUAAAUCGGAUGGUAGGCAUGAACAUAAAUUACGCCCUCUUGCGCAUCACCAAUUUAACAGACCGGAUGGCAUUAAACUUCCUAAGAAUCUAUCUCGAGAAAGGCUCUCAAUGUCAACUGCAUCCGUCCAAUAAUUACUUCGAGCAGGCUUGUGACGAGAUCUCAAAGUCUUGCAGCAGCUACCGUGCUGGCAGCUCGUUUCGCAGCUCGAGGGCAACGCUGCAAUUCGAGGAAAGAUUGCUUGGGACUUCAUUUGAAGAACUUCGGCAUUUUGUUGUGAGAAACGUUACAUCGUCAGCAUCUCGAACUGCAGUGCGACUGUCUGGAUCGUCCUCGACACCACGAAAGAGCAUAUAUGAGUCGAAACGGAAGAGGAACGGGAUGGACGCCAUCAAAGAAGAUAUGGAUGACGCUGAUGCCCCUGGAAUCGAGGUGGAAAACGUUGUGCCCCAAUGGGAUGCUCCAGGAUGGCUAAACGAGACCAUUAAGGUCGAAGGAUUUUCCCCGGACGUGGGCGUCCAUGGGGCAAGCACUCUGAAUGACAUGAUGGAAGACGACGAAAAUAUCAAAAUGAGUAUCACGGAGCUAACUAUCAAUAAGCGAUCGAAGCCCUUCGCACAUGGAGCCAUGCGUGUCGCAACGUACGCUCGCACUCAAAGCUCAACCAACCGAUUCGUUGUAAAGUCGUUCAAGAAACGGGGGAAGAAGCUAGCACAUUUGGUUGAGGACAUGCGUUGUCAAGCGCUUUGCAAGGCAUUCGCUCUAGAGUUCAACGCUCUCCUAGGCGAGGAAUCAUCUCUGGACUUCAUCGCCACGACAUGCUUGCGAAGCAAGCGCAGGACCGCUUCUCGUAAGGACCAUCUUUCUCUGGAGCCAUUUAUGGAAGGCAAAUAUGUGAAAUAUAACAACAACACAAACUGGGUCAACAGAGACUUGCCGAACGAUCCAGUAAAUCAAGCGGCCCAGGCGUUCUCUCACUUCACGUUCGAGCGCUCCCAGGGCAGAUUUCUAGUGAGCGAUCUUCAAGGCGUUGGCCGCCUCUUGACUGAUCCUGCCAUACACGCUCGUGACGACAAGCGGUUCCAGCUCUCCGACACCAAUCUAGGCAAAGAAGGAUUCAAGUUCUUCUUUUCCUCUCAUGAGUGCAACGACAUCUGUCGCAAGCUCCAACUCAAGAGCAACCGUGCUAUGUUUGUCUCUGGCAUCUUUGAGUACAGGGACGACUGGCCAAGCAUGGACAACGUGGUGUGCUGCUCCAACAAGCUUUGCGGGAAAAUUUUGCAGCUUUCGAGCUCAAAGGCCUCCUAUGACUUUCCAGGUCAUCACUGGUGCGACCAAUGCUUUCCUCAGCUUAAGUCAACGAUGCUCAACCUCCUCUGCUUCGGUCCAGGGCCUUAUCACGAGUUUCGGGUUUCUAGAUUCUUUUACGAGUCUCAGGGACGCAAUCCACCAAGGUUAUGCGCGGAACAUCGUGAAGAGGACGCAGUGAUGGCCAACUCAGAGCUAAAUACUUCCGCUACAGUCAUAUCUAAUCCAGGCCGCAGCAUGUUAAACCGACCAGCGGAGUCAAACGACGAAAUCGAACCUGUACCGCUGGCUAGAGCAGUUGCAAAGGCUCCAAAUAUCACAGAACCCGUGGAAAAAGCAAUGAUUGAAGCCACUCCGAGAUUGGAUACAAUCUCAAUGAGGGCAAGGAAGCCAUUCUCUCUGCGCCUUCAAUCAAAUCCUAUCAUCGAGGAAAAGAACUCGGCCUGUACUUCCUCGCCCACCUCGCCUAGCGGUCCGUUCAUCGCUUGCUACGAAUCUGAUUCGGCUUACGACGUAGUGGGCUCGCUUCACGCAAACGAGGAUACGAUUGCGAAAUCAUCGGGGCCUGCAGGUCUCCCAUAUAGCCGUUAUGUAGCGACAUCUGUGGCAAGGACUCAUAAACGCUAUGAGAACCCUGCCACGGAAUCCAGAGUUAGUCUUGCAAAUGUCGGCGGAUUCUGGUCGAAGCUCAAAAAAAGAUCGAUGAUCUUUAAGCCGUCGAACAGUCGGGCAGAUAAGGAUUAG